Messenger RNA from Diospyros lotus (date-plum), 1269 nucleotides. Its product is annotated as UPF0481 protein At3g47200-like. NCBI's taxonomy places the organism in Eukaryota, Viridiplantae, Streptophyta, Magnoliopsida, Ericales, Ebenaceae. The coding region runs from base 1 to 1269 and encodes 422 amino acids. The transcript has 2 exons. The record is from RefSeq and is a predicted model, not a curated record.
AUGAGCGACUGGGUGCUCGACAUCAAGGCUGAACUCAACAACCGCCGCAAUGCUCAAAGCCAAGAAGAGCAGCGCAGGAAGAAGCGGUCCAUCUACAAGCUCCCUCCCCUCAUCCUCCCUCCCUCCAUCUCCGACGACAAAAAGAAACCCUACCAGCCCCAAGCCGUGUCGUUCGGGCCGUACCAUCAUGGGGAGCUUCACCUGAAGCCUGUUGAGGAUCACAAGCACCGCGUUUUCCUCAAUUUCCUCGAUAGACCGGGGGUGUGUCUGCGCACAAUCUUCAAUUCCAUGCUUGAAGUGGCGCAAGACCUCCAGGAUUCUUACUACCCGCUCGACCCCAAGUGGGAAAACGGUAUUGAAGAAUUUGUGAAGCUAAUGAUUGUGGAUGGAUGUUUCAUGCUGGAAAUAAUGCGGGUGAUGACAAAUCAGCCUGGACAUAAUUAUUCCGAUGACGAUCCCAUAUUCAGCCAUCACGGAAAGGUUUGUGUCAUGCCAUUAUUCAAGCGGGACAUGUUAUUGUUGGAAAAUCAGUUACCCAUGCUAGUGCUAUUCAAGCUCAUGGAAGAGAAUGACAUGGGAGGCAUGGAAACUUUGAAGAAGCUGAUACUCAACUUUUUUAACCGCGAAAAUCAUGGCUUAGACAUGGGUAAUUGCCUCCACAUCCUCGACCUCUACGGCAAGACCUUUCUCUACUAUGAGCCUCAAAAGGACAGCAGGGAAUCCAAGGACAUUCUCACCUCCCGCUCAGCAACGGAGUUGAAGGCGGCUGGCAUCCGUUUCGAGAAGAGCAAAAGCGAAAGCCUCAACGACAUAUCUUUCAAGCAUGGCGUCCUGAGUCUCCCCAAAUUCAUUGUCGAUGACAUCACCGAAUCGACCUUCCUGAACCUCAUUGCAUUCGAGCGGUGCCACGUUGGAGCCGGCCACGACGUUAUUUCAUUCAUCUCCUUCAUGGACGUCAUUGUCAACCAGGAUCGCGACAUCAGCCUGCUAAGCUCCCACGGGAUCAUCCUCAACUUCGCCGGUACCGACGAGGCUGCGGCCGAUUUGUUCAAUGUGAUGUCAAAGGAUUUGAUGAUUGAUUCUUCCAGCCACCUUAACAUGGUGCUUUACGACAUCGAUUUCUACUGCAGUAAGCCAUGGCAUAAAUGGCGCGCCAUGCUGUUUCAUACUUAUUUCAGAAGCCCAUGGGCAAUUAUUUCUGUCGUCGCCGCCAUCAUCCUCUUCGUCCUUACUACAGUGUCGACUGUUUUCAUAGUCAUGGGCAAAUAA